CUACUUCCGGGUUCCAGCAUUCUGGUCCAGACCCAGCUCUCCGCCUGUGCAGCGCACACACUGGCAGCGGGCAGCAGCACUGAUCGGCGCCGAUCGGCGGGACUUCCAGCGAGAUCGCGGGGCAGGAGGAAGGAGCUGCCGCUGCUGCUGCUUCCGCACACCCGGAGAGGAGCCCCUGCGCCCGGCAUCUGGACACCACUUCUCCGGGAGAUCGCCCAUCAUUCAUUCAGCACCUUGACAAGCGGCGCACCUAUGAUUGACAGCUCAGGUGGCGCACAGCCAUGAGACUUUCCUCUGCUCCUUGCGACUUUUAAGGGGGGGAAAGGAAAGGGAGAAAAAAAAAAAAAAGGAGAAUUUUUUUUUUCUGCUCUGGGAAAAGAAAAGUCUUGAGAGGCUGAAUGACUCUUCUGUGCAAACUCUGGGAACUCGGAAGAAGGAUUUAAUCUCCUGUCUGUUUCUCUCUCCUCGUCCCUUGGAGUAAUUGAUUGUCAUUCACACUGGCCUUACAUAGGAUAUAUCUGAAAGUCAAGUAGCCAGGAGUUAGGAAGGCCGAUGGCUCAGAGGUACGACGACUUGCCCCAUUACGGUGGGAUGGAUGGAGUAGGGAUCCCCAGUGCCAUGUAUGGGGACCCCCAUGCUGCUAGGUCCAUGCAGCCUGUGCAUCACAUGAAUCACGGUCCUCCUCUGCACUCCCACCAGUACCCGCAUACCGCCCAUACCAACGCUAUGCCCCCCAGCAUGGGCUCCUCAGUCAAUGACGCCCUCAAGAGAGAUAAAGACUCCAUCUAUGGACACCCCCUGUUCCCUCUAUUAGCACUGAUUUUUGAGAAAUGUGAAUUAGCUACUUGUACCCCCAGAGAACCAGGGGUGGCAGGCGGUGAUGUGUGCUCCUCUGAGUCUUUCAAUGAAGACAUUGCAGUAUUUGCCAAACAGAUUCGAGCAGAAAAGCCCUUGUUUUCUUCUAAUCCGGAAUUGGAUAACUUGAUGAUCCAAGCCAUACAAGUAUUAAGGUUUCAUCUAUUGGAAUUAGAAAAGGUACAUGAACUGUGCGACAAUUUCUGCCAUCGGUAUAUUAGCUGUUUGAAAGGAAAAAUGCCCAUAGACCUGGUGAUCGAGGACAGGGACGGUGGAUCCAAGUCAGACAGUGAAGACAUGACCAGAUCAGCAAACCUAACAGAUCAGCCUUCCUGGAGCAGAGACCAUGAUGACACAGCGUCGACUCGUUCUGGGGGUACGCCAGGACCUUCCAGUGGGGGGCACACGUCGCAUAGCGGAGACAACAGCAGUGAACAAGGAGACGGUUUGGACAACAGUGUAGCCUCACCGAGCACAGGGGAUGACGACGACCCAGACAAAGAUAAAAAACGUCAUAAAAAGCGUGGUAUUUUUCCUAAAGUAGCCACAAACAUCAUGAGGGCAUGGCUCUUCCAACAUCUAACGCACCCCUACCCCUCAGAAGAACAGAAAAAACAGUUGGCACAAGACACAGGUCUCACCAUACUUCAAGUGAACAAUUGGUUUAUAAAUGCUAGAAGAAGAAUAGUCCAGCCUAUGAUAGACCAGUCCAAUCGAGCAGUAAGUCAAGGAACACCUUAUAACCCUGACGGACAACCCAUGAGUGGUUUUGUAAUGGAUGGUCAGCAACACAUGGGAAUCAGAGCACCAGGACUGCAAGGUAUGCCAGGGAAUUACAUAUCUUCGACUGGUCCGAUGGGUAUGAGUAUGGGACAACCAAGCUAUCCUCCAUCGCAGAUGCCCUUACACCACGCUCAGCUGCGUCAUGGGCCGUCUGUGCAUACCUACAUUCCUGGACACCAUCACCACCCAGCGAUGAUGAUGCACGGGGGACCACAUCACCCUGGAAUGCCGAUGUCAGCACCUAGCCCCUCAGUACUUACUACAGGAGAUCCAACGAUGAGUGGGCAUGUAAUGGACAUCCAUGCUCAGUAAUUUAAAGGAAUAUGCGUUGUCUGCAAUGACAAAAAUGUCACGUACUUUGUUUCUGCCACAACGGUGGUGUUCCGCUCUUGGAGUCCAUGUAGGACCAUGACCGUUUUUUGACACAGGAACAUCUGAAAAAGCAGAAACAAGACGUUGAAAUCAAGUCUGGGGACACAAUAAAUACGUAUAUAAGACAUUAAAAGAACAAAGAUUGAAAUAUUGUAAAUGAUAUUAUACUGUUAACCAUAUUAUGUUGUUUCUUAUAGAUUUUUUUAAAAAAAUGUGAAAUUUUUCCACACUAUGUGUGUUGUUUCCAUAGCUCUUCACUUCCUCCAGAAGCCUCCUUACUUAAAAAAAAUAAAGCCUUACAGUUUACCCUGCAGAUGACAGAAAGUCCUCAUUUGCAGGUCAUUUUAAAGCAUUACAAUAAGUAUGUCAGGCAGAAGACUUUUUUCUUCGAACCAAGGAUUUCAGCCAUGCGCUCUUUCUCUGCAGCUUUGUCUCUCGAUUUUUUUAUUUUUUUUGUCUCCCUGUCUCUUUCUCUCUAGCCUGGGGCUUGAAUUUGCAUGUCUAAUUCAUUUACUCACCAUAUUUGAAUUGGCCUGAACAGAUGUAAAUCGGGAAGGAUGGGAAAAACUGCAGUCAUCAACAAUGAUUAAUCAGCUGUUGCAGGCAGUGUCUUAAGGAGACUGGUAGGAUGAGGCAUGGAAACCAAAAGGCGAUGUGUAUGGAGCAUAAUUGUCACAACAGAGCAUCAGUGUCCCCAUUCAGCAGCAACAACAACCAAUAUGUGCAUAGCUUCCUGUGUCAUACAGCUCAAAAGCAAGAACUGUAGAAGAUUUAUUUUUAAUACGUUGACUUUCUUUCUCGGCAAGGCGUCAGUCAUGCAUACAUCUUUCCACAGUCCCAUCAUGGAACAUUUAUGUAAACAUUGUAAAUAAAUUUUGUGCAAAAAGGACUGGAAAAAAA
Messenger RNA from Bufo gargarizans (Asiatic toad), 2910 nucleotides. RefSeq names its product Meis homeobox 1 (gene MEIS1). The transcript is spliced from 12 exons. Lineage: Eukaryota; Metazoa; Chordata; Amphibia; Anura; Bufonidae. The record is from RefSeq and is a predicted model, not a curated record. Gene Ontology annotation, biological process: angiogenesis; animal organ morphogenesis; eye development. The coding region runs from base 553 to 1950 and encodes 465 amino acids. Gene Ontology annotation, molecular function: DNA-binding transcription activator activity, RNA polymerase II-specific; RNA polymerase II cis-regulatory region sequence-specific DNA binding.